GCCACAGUUCAUUCUCAGUAUUGUCGACGACAAGUAUACAAAUCGGUCCCAUUCUAAACAUCUUAAAUUUAUAAAAAGGAAAAUAGUUUCUUGUUUUGAUGGAGUUAGCAGGAAAAUUUCUGAAGCCCGUCUGGCGGCCAAUGAUGCAGGUAACGCGACUCUAUUGCGAGAAGGCGAUGCGGAGUCUGGUCGCAUUUCCUGUAGCCAAAGUGGAAAGUGGAAAGUCCAAGUACAUGAUGGCCCACGUUUACAUUCAUGGGGAGAUGGGCAGUGCCAAGCAGGUGAUUCGCAGCCAUUCCAAAGCCAAGUAUCAUCUCGAUGUCUAUGAUGAACUAAAAAAGGAGGCUGAGGCAAUGGGACUGUGCACCCAGGGUCUGGGUGGUGGCUACUUGGUUCACGACAAGGAAAAGAAGUACAUCAAGCUGUAUGGAAGGUCACAGGCUCUGGGAAAGGCCGACCACGAAGCCGCCCGUGAAUUACUUCAAGCCAUCUACAACGAUCACAAGAUAGAUGCUGAAUCUGGCGGUAUGGAACCCUAGAGGAACUUAUACUUUUGGUCCGGCCAAUAUUUUCGGUUUUGAGUCUCUAUUGGCUUAAACAUUUAUUAUAAAUUUUGGUCUUAGGACAGUGUAAAUAAUUUCAAUUAAUUAAUAUUAAAUUUAACUCUGGA
Drosophila elegans is the source of this 670-nucleotide messenger RNA. RefSeq names its product sex-regulated protein janus-B. Gene Ontology annotation, cellular component: cytosol. Gene Ontology annotation, molecular function: protein histidine phosphatase activity. The transcript is spliced from 3 exons. The record is from RefSeq and is a predicted model, not a curated record. Bases 99 to 539 code for a protein of 146 amino acids. Lineage: Eukaryota; Metazoa; Arthropoda; Insecta; Diptera; Drosophilidae. Gene Ontology annotation, biological process: peptidyl-histidine dephosphorylation.